Messenger RNA from Saprolegnia diclina VS20, 849 nucleotides. RefSeq lists its product as hypothetical. Lineage: Eukaryota; Oomycota; Saprolegniomycetes; Saprolegniales; Saprolegniaceae. The coding region runs from base 15 to 773 and encodes 252 amino acids. The record is from RefSeq and is a predicted model, not a curated record. The transcript is spliced from 2 exons.
GCUCGUCAACCAUCAUGAUGAUGCAAGCUGCCGAGUCGACGUCCGAAUGCGCCUGCGUGUUUGCCCACAGCAGUUGGCAGCACAGCGCGCACUGCCGGUGGAGCCACUGCCGCCAUUGCGCGUGGCGCUGCCCCAUCGACGUGACGUCCGAGGCCGGCUUGGUCGCGUUCGCCGACCACUUUCGCGACUGCGCCGGCCGCGCCGCCCGGGCCCACCUCUGUGACUGGCUCGCGUCCACGGUGCGUUUUGGCGCGUCGAUCCAAGACAUUGUCGGGCUCUUCCCGGACCGCGGUCCAUUCCAUGAAAAGCACUGCGCCAUUGCGGCUGACGUGACCAACUUUGCGUGCCGUGAGCUCUGGCUGCCGCUCUCGGCUGUGCUCGGCCUCUUCUUCCCGUCGCUCGCCGCCGACCUUGCCGCUGCCACAUCGCCCUCCGAUGGAGUUGUGUUUUCGUUCCAAGACGGCUACGGUCUGCGCAUGGUGUCGUUCCGCUUUGAAGAAGCGACACCAGUGCUCGCGGCUUACUUUGCCUUUGUAUUGCAAUUGCGCCUCACCGAGACGACGCGUGCACUGCGCGCAAGCAGCUACCUCGAGGACGACGAAGCGUGCAUCGUGGCGCUAACGUCCACAACGCAUAAAACGGGUGGUCGGAGCCGACGACAAGCUACCAAAGCAACAACGUGGCUCGAGUUUGUUGACGCGCGCAUGCCGCCGGCCAAUGACCGCGACUACGUAGUCGUCUGCGAUCGUACCGAGCACGAUCGAGAGGCGUAGCGCUUCGUUGUCGGAGCACCGACGGCUCUUGAAUUAUGUAAUAUAUAUUUGAACGCGUCUCAUGAUCUCGUUGUGC